Hordeum vulgare subsp. vulgare (domesticated barley) is the source of this 897-nucleotide messenger RNA. Its product is annotated as probable WRKY transcription factor 70. The transcript is spliced from 3 exons. The record is from RefSeq and is a predicted model, not a curated record. Lineage: Eukaryota; Viridiplantae; Streptophyta; Magnoliopsida; Poales; Poaceae. Gene Ontology annotation, molecular function: sequence-specific DNA binding; DNA-binding transcription factor activity. Gene Ontology annotation, biological process: regulation of DNA-templated transcription. The coding region runs from base 1 to 897 and encodes 298 amino acids.
AUGGCAUCUUCGGACAGCGCGGGGAGAGACUUGCCGGCGGCGAGGGCGGCCGCGGCGGUAAACGACCUGAUCGAGGUGCGCGAGGGGGCGAUGAGGCUGAAGGGCAUGCUGCAGGAGCAGUCGUCGGGUUUUGCAGAGCUGAUGGACGGGAUACUAAACAAGCUGUCCAGCGCUCUGUCGGCGUUGGACACCGGCUGCACGGCCGGAGCAUCCGCGUCCGGGGCGUCCGAUGGGGUGAUCAGGGCGAGGGCGGAGAGCUCGACCGGGAGGACGAGGAAACGCAGCUUCAGCAGAAGAUUAGAACGCUCAUCGGGCAAGCGAGUAACUGACACGCUGGUUGAUGGUCACAUAUGGCGGAAAUAUGGGCAGAAGGAAAUUCAAAACUCAACUCAUCCGAGGAGCUAUUACAGGUGUACGCACAAAUCAGACCAAGGUUGCAACGCCAAGAGGCAAGUCCAGAUCUGCGAGACCCAUCCAAUCAAGUACGCCGUCACGUACUACGGCGAGCACACCUGCAAGGCCCCCUCCAAUACCCCAAUGAUCAUAGUCCCCGCUAGCGGCGACCGCGCAGACAACCUCGUCAGUUUUGCCCCGACGUUACCUCAGUUGCUCCCGGCCACUACUCAGCUGUCGUCCUCCUGGUGCACCAGCGUAGACGACGUGUUCAGCUCCUCGUCCGAUCCGUUCGUGCAGGCAGACGAGCUCGCCGUCAUCGUGGGAUCGGCCGGGAAGACGUCCUCAACGGUGGGGUCGGUGCCGGACUACAGCGGGAGCGGGAUCGGCGACAUGGCGAGAGGCGGCACGGGCAGUUUCGCGUCGUCGCCGAGCAGCCUCGGGUUCGUGGUCGGUUCUCUGGGCAGCAUCGUUGAUGACGAUUUCUUCCAGUUCGAUCCAUGA